This is a messenger RNA of Linepithema humile (Argentine ant), 2122 nucleotides long. RefSeq names its product ribonucleoside-diphosphate reductase subunit M2 (gene RnrS). Gene Ontology annotation, cellular component: cytosol. The record is from RefSeq and is a predicted model, not a curated record. Lineage: Eukaryota; Metazoa; Arthropoda; Insecta; Hymenoptera; Formicidae. Gene Ontology annotation, biological process: deoxyribonucleotide biosynthetic process. Gene Ontology annotation, molecular function: ribonucleoside-diphosphate reductase activity, thioredoxin disulfide as acceptor.
AAACAGAUCGCGUGAUAAUUUUGCCCGCGUAAAGUGCCAGUCUUUCCGCUUCGUUCGCUCAAACGGUGUCUGAGACUGCUUGCUGUCGUUGUGUCGUCAUUGACAGUGAUCUCAACAGAAUUUAGAAAUCUUAACCGAAUCUGUUACAAAACUCGCUAACCAUGGCGUUGCAUGAAUCUACCAAGGAAAACAUUCGCAAGCAUCUCGAGGACGUAUCUUUACAUACAUCACCAAAGAAAUCAUGUAUCUCACCAACUAUAUCUCAGGAUCAUGGAUUAAAAAGUGGACUUCCCAAGCCAAAAGCUGUACAAAAAGUGCAAUUGACAGAAGAGUUCAAUCCAGAAUUAGAACCACUACUCCAGGAAGGUCCAAACCGCUUUGUAAUCUUUCCCAUUCAAUAUCCCGAUAUCUGGGAAAUGUACAAGAAGGCUGUAGCCUCUUUUUGGACUAUAGAAGAAGUAGCUCUUCACAAGGUGGAUAAGAAGGAUUGGGAAGAAAAGCUCAAUUCUGACGAGAGAUACUUUAUCUCUCAUGUUUUGGCGUUCUUUGCUGCUUCUGAUGGAAUUGUUAAUGAAAACUUAAUUGAAAGAUUCAGUCAAGAAGUAAAAAUCGCAGAAGCACGCUGUUUUUAUGGUUUCCAAAUCGCCAUAGAAAAUAUUCAUUCAGAAAUGUAUUCACUACUCAUUGAAACUUACAUUUCUGACCCGAAAGAAAAAGAUUUCUUAUUUAAUGCAAUUGAGACGCUUCCUUCCGUGGGAAAGAAGGCUAAGUGGGCUUUGAAUUGGAUCAAUCAUGAAAGCGCUACAUUUCCCGAACGUGUUGUAGCGUUUGCAGCGGUUGAAGGUAUCUUUUUCAGCGGUAGUUUCGCUGCGAUUUUCUGGCUGAAAAAGAGAGGAGUUAUGCCAGGACUCACCUUCAGUAAUGAACUGAUUUCGCGAGAUGAAGGAUUACAUUGUGAUUUUGCGUGCUUAAUGUUUAAACAUAUCGUGCAAAAGCCUUCGUUUGAGCGCGUGAAAACGAUCAUAAUGGAUGCUGUGGAAAUUGAAAAAGAAUUCUUAACGCAAGCAUUACCAGUCGAAAUGAUAGGAAUGAAUUGUACACUCAUGUGCACCUACAUCGAAUUUGUCGCGGAUAGAUUAUUCGUCGCGUUAGGAUUUGAAAAAGUUUAUAACUCGGAAAAUCCAUUCUCCUUCAUGAAUUUUAUCUCACUGGAGGGUAAGACAAACUUCUUCGAGAAAAAAGUAGGUGAAUACAAAAAGUUUGGAGUCGUGGAGGAGAGUUCCCAGAAAAGCAAUACGUCAAAUGUAGUGUUUAGCGCGAACUUCUAGAAUAAGAAAAAAGGACAAUGUGUGCACACACUCCUUGAAGAUCAGGUAGUAUCUGUUAAUUUAUAAUUUUGAACUAACAAUAAGCUUUAAAAAAUAUUUUGCAAAUGUUUGUUAGACAAAAUAAUAUCUAUGGUUGACGAAGGUCCAUGUUUAGAAUAUAUGUCAUCAAUGAGAAAAGUAUUGUAAAUGCACUUGUAAAAAAUAUAGUUUUGUGUUGGAUAAUUUAUUUUUCUGUUAUAUGAAAACUAAAUAUGAAAAAAUUGUCCAGAGAAGAAGAAAAGAUGUAUAUAUUUCUCUUGAAAAAUUGCAAUAUUGUAAGUGCAAUACUUUUCAUUGGUGUCAUCAAAUUGAAAGAUUUUGGGGGGGACAAGUUUUGAGACCACAUUUGGUCUUUAAUGUAAAAAUUUAUUAACUAAAAUGCACAAAUUAUAUAAUUUAUUAUAAAGACUAAUCGUGACAUUUGUGGCACUUUUAUAAAUUUACGAUUUGAUAAUAAUUUAUUUUAUAAUUGAACACAUCGAUUAAACUUGGUCUUUAAUAUAUUUUUCAUUUCUUAUUGGAGAAUUAAGAUAAAAGAGUAUCAUCAUAUUAUUUAUUUUGUUAAAAGUGCCACUUAACGAUGGAAUAUUGCCUAAAAAGGACCGUGUACAUAAAUUUGAAUGAAUGAUAAAUGUAAAGUCUCUGCCAUUUUUAAACUUUAAGCUAGUACUUAAAACAAUAUUCGUAAGUCUUUUUACGUGUAUGUAGACAAUGAUAAGGCUUAAAUAAAUCUGAUUAAAGAAACUUCCUUCAAA